UAAAUGUUUUGUAUGUUGUUAUUUAUCAUUCAAUAAUUUUACAGAGUCUUCGAUACUGGACUAUGAUGGGAACUCCAUUCCUGGUUUUUUAUGUGAUUGGCCUCAUCUUGAAAUUAAAUCUUUAUUACGUGCUGAAGCUGGGACUUUUCACAGCGUUAUAUAUUGUAGUCUAUGGAAUCUCCAGAGUGCUGUUUGAUGAGCGACUCAUGACUGUUAUGCCAAUGGCAGUUUAUCUAGCCACAAAGUUUUGGUGUUAUGUUACUUGGGUUUUGUACAUUCAUGAGUACUCUGGACUUAAAGCAACAGCAUUCUUCUUUAUAUCUUCACUGCUUCUAUGGUACAACUUCAUGAGAGCCUGGAGAGGAGAUCCAGGGGUCAUCACAGCAGACCAGGCCCAAAAAUAUCAGACCAUAAUUGAGUUAGCAGAAAGAGAUGGAUUUGAUCCUCAGUGGUUUUGUUCUACAUGCUUGGUGCGACGUCCAAUACGCUCCAAGCACUGUUCCGUCUGCAACAGAUGUAUUGCUAAAUUUGACCAUCAUUGUCCUUGGGUUGGAAACUGUAUAGGAGCCAACAAUUUGAAGUAUUUUAUUGGGUAUCUCAUAAUGCUGUGUGCAAUGAGCUGUGUUGUGGUGCAAGGCUGUUUCUACUUUUGGAAUGGUGCUUGCAACAUUUACUUCUCAAAACAGGGAAUCUGGUCCAGCAUAUAUGGUCUCUGCGUGAUCGCAGUAUGCAUUGUAUUGCUACUCAUCGCCGGUCUUAUGACCUGGUUCAAGAACCCCAGCAGCAAGGAAGACAUAUCAGAGGCUUCUGUAGAACCUUACUUCCUGCCGUCCUUCUUGCGUAGAUCUGGUCCCUCAUUCGCCUCCUUCAUGGAUCUAAAAAGAAAGAGGAACAUCCCGGCAGAUCCAGCGAGUUCUUCUAAUGACCUCGUCACCGUGCACUCUACAGGGAGGUUUGUGCAACAGGUCGCUGGAACACAAGUGAUGGCCGCUAACUUAGCCCUGGCAGCUACCCUCGCUCAUGUCAUGAUCUACGGCAGGUUAUCUGGGGAAAUGAGGAACCCUUGUGAACCUGUUUACCGCCCUUAUCGCCCUAGGAGCCACGCACGACGCGUCCUCAGUCCCAGGAUACCUCGACAGAACAGCCUAAUAGUACCACCAGCUCCAGUCUUGGCGAUACCAUCAUCCACACAGUCCUCUUCCGUACAAGAUGAAGUCUCUCUGAGGUCGUAA
Molecule: messenger RNA, 1232 nt
Organism: Cherax quadricarinatus
Lineage: Eukaryota; Metazoa; Arthropoda; Malacostraca; Decapoda; Parastacidae
Source: RefSeq, a predicted model, not a curated record